GCUGCGGCAGCUUGACUCUGUGGGUGAGGAGAGGAGGAGAGAGGAGGAGAGAGAGGAGCUCCGCCAGAGGACCAGGGAGAGCGUGGAGAGGAAUCCCAGCAGCCCCCGGAGAGAGAGAGAGAGCCGGACCAGGCUGGACCCCCCCACCCCCGCCCCCGGAGGAGGACCCGAGAGAGACCCACGUUGCCACGGGAGAGGCCUCGGUUCAGGGCUGCAGGAUGUUCACUUCAGUGAAGGCCUUCGAGGGGCAGCAGUACUCCACCCUGAAGAGGCAGUGCUUGCAGAGUGGCCUGCUCUUUGAGGACCCCCGCUUCCCUGCCACCGACGACUCGCUGUUUUACCAGGGCAACAGGAUCGGACGUGUGGUCUGGAAGAGGCCUCGGGAGCUGUGUGAAGACCCCCACCUGUUUGUAGACGGCAUCAGUGCUCACGACCUUCACCAGGGGCAGCUGGGGAACUGCUGGUUCGUAGCGGCUUGUUCCAGUCUGGCCUCCAGAGAGUCUCUGUGGCAAAAAGUCAUUCCCGACUGGAAGGAGCAGGAGUGGGAUACGGAAAAACCAGACUCCUACGCUGGGAUUUUCCACUUUCGCUUCUGGCGCUUCGGCGAGUGGGUGGACGUGGUGAUCGACGACCGGCUACCCACGGUGGACAACCAGCUGGUCUACUGCCACUCCAAUGACAGCAACGAGUUCUGGAGCGCCCUGGUGGAGAAGGCCUAUGCCAAGGUUUACGGUUGUUACGAGGCUCUGGAUGGAGGAAACACGGCUGACGCGCUGGUGGACUUUACAGGUGGUGUUUCUGAGCCCGUGGACCUGCUGGAGGGUCAGAUGGCAACAGAUGAGGCGGCUCGUAACCAGCUGUUUGAAAGAGUCCUCAAAGUCCACAACAGGGACGGCCUCAUCAGCUGCUCCAUCAGGGCGACCACGAUAGAAGACAUGGAGGCUCGUCUGGACUGCGGUUUGGUCAAAGGCCAUGCCUACGCUGUGACGGACGUACGAAAAGUGCGACUGGGUCACGGACUGCUGGCCUUCUUCAAGUCGGAGAAGCUGCACAUGAUCCGCAUGAGGAACCCCUGGGGGGAGAAGGAGUGGAGUGGCCCCUGGAGUGACAGUUCAGAGGAGUGGAACAAGGUGAGCAAGAGUGAGAGAGAAAAGCUGGGUGUCACCGUGCAGGACGAUGGCGAGUUCUGGAUGACGUUCGAUGACUUCUGCCAGUACUUCACCGACCUGAUCCUGUGUCGCCUCAUCAACACCUCCUACCUGAGCAUCCACAAGACCUGGGAGGAGGAGGUGAUGAGGGGCUCCUGGGUCCACCGCCAGGAUCCCCUUCGCAACCGGUCCGGAGGCUGCAUCAACCACAAGGCCACCUUCCUGCAGAACCCUCAGUAUGUUUUCGAUGUGAAGAAGGUGGAGGACGAGGUGCUGAUUUGCUUACAGCAGAAAGAGAAGAGAGCCACACCCAAAGAGGGAAAAGGGGAAAACCUCGCUAUAGGCUUCGAUAUACACCAGGUGGAGCUAAAUCGGAAAUACCGUAUGCACUCAGCCCAGCAGAAAGUAGCGGGCUCCAUCUACAUCAACUCGCGCUGCGUCUUCCUCAGGAAGGAGCUGAAGGAGGGCCGCUACGUCAUCAUUCCCACAACCUUCGACCCCGGACAGCAGGGCGACUUCCUGCUCCGCGUCUUCACUGAUGUGCCUUCAGACUGCAAAGAGCUGACUCUGGACGAGCCUCCUCAGACAUGCUGGACGGGGAUGUGUGGCUACCCUCAGCUGGUCACUCAGGUCCAUGUGCUGAACGCCGACGGUCUGCAGGGACAGGACUCCAACGGAGCCGUAGAUCCCUACGUGAUCAUCACCUGCGAAGGAGAGAGGGUUCGUUCUCCGGUUCAUAAGGACACACGGUGCCCAAACUUUGACAUCAAAGGCCUGUUUUACCGCAAGAAACCCAAGGAAGGAAUCCACAUCGAGAUCUACAACAAGAACAUGAUCGUGGACACCUUCCUGGGUCAGGUGAUCUUGUUCAGCGACCCCAACGAGCGUCAGGAGCAGCACACGCUUCACCUGCGCGACAAGGGCAGUCGCCAGGACAACGACCUGCCGGGCACGCUCACUGUGCGCCUCAUCACCUCCACCACCCUCACCAACAUCUGACGCAAUCGUCCGUACGAUCGUAACCAUUAAACCCCUCAAGGCAACGUUCGAAUCGCGCCUGCCGCCCAUCCUCACCGUUCAUCUUUCAGCCAUCGCGGGAGCUCACUGUGUCUUUUUCUGCCGCUUGUGCUCUCUUUGUGUGUCUCUUUUUUUCCGUUUUCCCUGUUUUCUUUUGCCUCAGCGUUCGUAUUUGGCUUUGUUAUCGGGGUUUUUGAAGGCCUGCAUCUAUAUAUCUGGACGGAUAGACAAUACUGGGGGUUUGUAUAGACUAUCUUUAAAACACAUUCCUGCCAAAAUUGUCCAUUAAUUUAGAGUUUGCUUCAGGAUAUUUGUUCUUAAAGUAGGCUUCAUGCAGGUUUUGUAGCCAGAAUCUCCUUCAACAACAACUGAGCUACAGUUUGACAAAAAGAAGUUUUAUCAGAUCAGUUGUUGCUCUGAUCAGCUGUUCUGCAUAUUGUUAUACACAAACACACACACACACACACACACACACACACACACACACACACACACAUACAUGCACAUACGAUACAUAUGCAGACAUUUCUGCACUCAACAUGCAUGUGCCAAUGUUUCCAAGGGCUAUGCAUUGCCUUAAGGCUGAGUCUGUCUCUCCACCUUGAGGAGACGGGGGGUUAUGUUAAAUACUUUUAUCCAUCAGCUGUUCUCAGUAUUAGCACAGCCUCCAUUUCUGUUCCUUAACGUCUGCAGUACGCCCUGCUUUUCGCCAUAGUGCUGUCCGCUUCUGUCUCCUAUAUAUUGACAUCAUGUAUACUCUUUUAUAUCUGUGGAUAAUCCCCCCACCCAGUCGGCCCGCCCAGACACCUCAAGUCUUCAGCAGUUUGCCGGUGCUUUGGAGAGCAUGCAGCACUGUCUGUCACUUUUUACUGUGGACUUUACAAACGAAAAGCCAACAGCAGCUAUCCUCUCCCUCUACUGAGAGCUUUUCCAUGUUGUUCUGUGAGCGCGCUCAUGUGUGAAGUCUUGCCUCCCGUCUUCCAUCUCUACGACCAUCCCAAACUCCCCCGAAACGCUUUCUGCCGGUUGCUAUGGACGAUCUCAAAAACUGCAUGGCUUAAAAAAAAACUGAACUCUGCCUGUGCUGCACAUCUCUGCAGUCGUAGCUUAGCAGCCGGUGCUUUCCGAUAGUGCUACCCUUCCUCCUUCUGAUCCUCCCCCCUCCCUCCAUGCGUACACCUUUCCAGUCUAGCGGAGUGCAAAGAUUCACCCUGACAUAAAUCAAGUGCUUUAUGGGACCAAAGACGAGCCAGGCCCUCCGCUCUCUUAGUCCCUUUCAGAUCGGCCUGGCCUGGCCUGGCCCGAGCCUAGCUACAAACCACCACCCCCUGUGCCACAUCAUCUCUUAACGGCAACACCACUGCCUGACGCUUCCUCUGACUUGAGUCUGUUGGCCUGGGCCAAAGACUCGCGCCACGUGAUCCAGAAGACAGCAGCUGUGCUUCUGCUGUUGGCACAGAACAGGCGUGAGUGUGUGUCUGUGUGCGACAGUGAGGUUGUGUGACUGAGUCCUGCUAGUGUCAGCGUUGCUCUGAGUGCAUGAGUACGAGUGUUUGGGUGAAUGUGUAUCCAUGUUGCACCUGGAAGAAGAAGAAUUUCUGAGGAAAGGUGUGCACCGAACAGAAAAGAGCCCUUUAGGGGAAAACACACCUUGCACUUUAUUUAGUUUCGAUGGGUUAAAAAGACCCUCGAGGAUGACAGAGAGAGGUGUGCUAGCAGAAGAGACGUCCUGCCAAACAAUCUGUGCCAUCACUUUGGUCCUGGCUUUGCCUCCACAGCAGGAAAACAGCGUGGAAGAACUUUUUGAUUUCAGAUGGUUUUGCUUAUUGAACCAACACUGGUACAAUGUAAUCAAUCUCUGAUGAACCAUGACAUUUCUUGCAAAGAUCAUGUGGCCAUCCAAUCUGACCUUUUAGCACCUAGCGGGCUUUUUGUGACAGGAGCCCAGACAGAAAAAUCACAACCUGUGUUUCGUUUAUUCAAAAGUGCAAUCCGAGUUUUUUAUAAACUUUUGGUUGUGACUUGGUCUUUUUUUUCCUUAAGUUUCAUAAAAAGAAUUUAAAAUGUAAGUUACUGUCAUUAUCAAGAUGUUUCCUUUGAAUGUAAGACGAACAGUUAGUGGACUAAUCUCUCAAACUAUCAAGUCCUUUUUCCUAAUUUUUCAGCGCCUUUUUUCCAUUACUUGAACUGUCACACAUGGCAUUUAAUUGGUCGCACAUCUUUGUGUACAGCAUCUUUAUAAAUGUGUCUUGCAUGGGUUAUUUUUUCAAUAUGUUCAUGGCCUUGUAUUGUACUGUUCAAUUGUUACUAUAUAUAUUUAUUCUUUCGAUCUCAAGAGUCUUGGAAAUGCUAGGUUUGAGCAUGUCUACACUAAUGCACCUCAUGUCCGUCUGAUCAUAUCAACCAGUUUGAAACAGUUAUGUCUUGUAUUACAGUGAUGCAUUCAUAAUGCCUCUAGCAUCGGUGAAUAUUAGCAGCAGUUGUUGACUACUAUUUAGGUGCUAUUUAUCUUCUCUGUGCUCUUUUGUUGUUUUCAGUCUGACAGAAUGUGAGAGUAAAGUAACACAAGACUGAAUUUGAAACGGCCAGUGUUAGAAACUGUGGUGCCAAGCAGUGUAAGAGUAGAUGCUGGUUUUAAUUUGCAAAUCAUACCAGAAAAGAAGGAAGCCCAUCUCCCUUUCUCAUUAAAUGCUGUUAAAGUGUCCUUGUGCAUGACACUGAAGUCCUAACUAUAGUUACAAUAGUUAGCUAACUGUGUAAAAACAGCCUCUCGUACAUCUUUAGUUCCUCCAGCUCAAUACUGUGAAUAUGUUCAAAAUCAGCUUGAAAUAGCAAGUGAUGAGAUGAUAGUCAGAGAUUAUUAGUGCCAAAGGUUGUAGGUCACUGCAUGGAUGUGGUUGCAGUUUCUGCGAGCUGCAUAGCUAAUCAUCAGAUUUCCCAAAAAUAAAUAUCUUUAUCUAAAACUUACUUAGGUUGUGAACAUAUUUCUAUCAUCCUUAAUGACUCUUCUAAACAUCUGGAUGAACAAAUGCUCAGUUUCUUGUCGUGUUUUUAAUCCGUUUCCCAAUCUGAAGGUUUAAAAAUGAUAUGACAUUAAUUUGUCUGUACAUUAAAGGGGCACAUUUCCCGUGAGCCUCGGCGCACACUGUCGCAAACCGUCAUAAACGAGCGAGCAAGCCUCAGGAAAGCCGGCGGAGUUGAAAUCAUUGUUGAACAAUAACGUGUGUAAAUGACUCCGCGGUCUAAUGUUGUAAAACCGAGUUGUCAAAGCUGCUCCGAGCUACAGAGUUAACCGAACGUUACCUCCGAGCUAACGUUACAUUAGCCAAUACCCACACAGUGUUUUUGCCACAAAGUUAGUCAGCUAAACCAGUCACAGUCAAACUAAUCCCAUAGUCUACUAACCACACAUUGCAAGCAACACACACAAAAGACAAAAGAAUUGUAUCAAACUUACAAAGAGCUAAAGUUAAGUACCUGUCUAGGAGAAGCACAGCCAGCUCGGCAUCUGUUUUGAUUCCUUUUUGCUCCCGGAAUUCUCUCCACCUCUGAAAUGCCUGUCCAAGAUGAACUUUUCUUUUGCUUCGUUGUCGAUCUGACAACCUUUUUGCUUGCAGACUUUGCUCCGUUCGCUUCCUUUUGCGCUCCAUGUGUGCCGUCUUCUCAACCAACUCUCCGCUCUGCUACUGCUAAAAACAACUAGCUCCGCUCUGCUACGCUCCGUCAGCGCACGCGCACCGUAUUUGCUGUAAAUCGCUCCGUCUCUCACAGGAAAUUCUGGACGAGUCGUCAAAAAAUUAAUAAAAUACAAAUCUUUACAAAACCAAAAUGAUUCAUGAAUCGAAAAUGGGGCAUUAAUAAGUGUUAAUAACGAAGAUUCAUCCACAUUAAUAUGAGACUUUGUUACGAGCAUAAAAAUCUUCCUCGGUGCCCCUUUAAUGUUACUUUUCAUUUUAAAUUUAAAAAAACAAUAUGCUGUAUUGUGUUGAAGAACAAGUCCUAGAUAAGAAAUACUAUCAUCAAAACUUGAAAAAUGUGGUUAAUCUAUGGAUCGCAUCUGUGUGUUUCAAGAUUACACAUUUACAAGUUUUUUGUUCCUAUGAAAAUAAUCCCUUCCCGCUUUAAACUAGCUUAGAUAUAACUCUACACCAUUGCUUGCUCUAGACUAUGCAGAUCUAUAAAAUUUUCCUCUCUUUUUACAGUCAUUUCCAUGUACACCAGCUCACUCACAAUCCUGCAAAUAGACAGGGUUGGUUCCUUUUUGGUUUGAAAGCUGAGUGUUUGUCAGAGCAGUUUCAAGGUGCAUAUGCUCAUCCAUGGUUGAGACUCCAUAUAGUGUAUAAAAACCACCAUAUGGAUAUGCUACCAAGGGGAAAAAAUGUUGAUUUUCACUAUGUAGUUUGCUAUUUUUCCUGUGAGAUGAUCGGAAGAGUCUUUGAGGAGCCUGGAAAUACCUUCACAAAUUUUGAAUAAUAAGAUUUUCAGGUGUCUAUUUUUCCAAAAACCUGUGACUUGAACACAGUGUUAACAUAUUAAAUCUAGAAAUUGAUGACAGCAGGACACUGGCAUGAGCUCCAACCAGACAAAUACCCUCCCAUAUCCUGCAUCCGAGUUGUUGUGACAGGCAGGAGCUAUCAUCUGUAACCCAGAUUUAAUUCACAGGGUAACAAACAGAUAAACCACAUGGGGUCCAGUUUGCCCAUAUGGUCUCUUGUACCCCCCAUCAUCAUCCUGCUUACUGUAGGUUGACUAAAAAUGCAUCACAUGUAGCCCAACAGUGCCCCUUAGCAGCCCAUAAUUCCCAUAGAUUAAACCCGUAUUUAACAGAUGUCUUUAUUAUUGAAUUAAGCUGUAUACUGAACAGUCAUCAGUUAGCUGUGUAGCACCAACGGAGCAAGUAGCCAACAUUGGAAGCUCAUUUUUUUUAUCUGUAAGCACAACGUCCAGGUGACACAUGGACUUGGAAACCAAACAUUGGUGUUCACAAAAAUCUAAAAGGUUUAAAAAUACAGUAAAAGUUCAAGCUUAUCACCAAAAUACAUUGGGUCAACACCGACAUAUAACAGUAUAUCACAAUUUAUAAUAUUUUACAUUUGUGUAUACUUGCGUAGUUGUGAUUUAACUGUUAAAAAAUUACGUAAUAACUUUGUAUUAUUCAUAUUAGAUUACAAAGAGAAAAUUGGUAAAUGCCACGUGGUACAUUCAUGAAUGCCACUUCUAAUCUUGGUCAGUGUUUAAAGUUAUAUUUGUACCAUUUUAAUAUUUGUGAAACAGUAAGUAUUUUUGUUUGGAAACUGUUUCCUAUUAGCCAUUUAAAUACAUGUGAUAUAACUCAAAUUUUCUUUCUAUACAGAGAACAAAAUAACACCAGAAGAAAACGGUAUGAAGAACUAUAAAAGAAAAGAAAUGACGAGCGCUGAAGUUUGCUUGAAAGUGUUGUCAUAGACAUGUAGCAUCUAGUGACCCUGUGGUUUACAUAACAGUGUAAUUUGGUACACACGAAGUAAACCCAGAGAGACUAGUGCACAUCAAUUAGAUAACUAUCAAAUAAAAACUUGCUUUUUAAAUUGUUUUUAUGCUGGAGUGCAAUUCUACUUUAACAGUGUGGUCUGAGAGGCCAUUUUCAUUGUCUGCUGCCAGUUUUUAUAAACCCUGGGAGCGCUGACGGUUUCAAUAGGAGGGGUGCAAAUGCACAGACCAGCUGCCAACAUGUAGAAAUAGAAACUCAGAUUACAACACACAUAAAAUGAGUGUGUUUUCAUUUCCUGCUAAGGACAUAUUCGUAUGAUUUCUGGAAGUACAACUAUAUUAAGAACAAGAACUAUUAAAAAAUUAUAAUACAGACAAGUUAGCUCCUGUUUUUAGAUAUUCUCCCACAUUGGUUGCCGACUUUUUGGCAUUCUGUUUUAAAGAAAAUGCAGCUGAACCAACAACUUUGACAGAGUCACUUGGAACCAACUCUGAGUGUGGUUUAGUAAACGUUAAAAAAGGUCAGACCGAGCACCUCAAAGUUGGGAAAACAAGUGUUCAACUGAUUGGAAUUUUGUAGAGUGAAAGCAUAUCAACCAACCAAUUAACCAGCCGACUUGGACGCUGCAGCUCUAAACGUUAGCACGCUAACAUGGCAAACUAAGAUGGUGAACUUAGCAAACAUUGCACCUGCUCAACAUCAGCGUAGCACCUGUGUAGCUGCAGACUCUUAGUCUUUUCUCUGUAUAUGAGUACGACAAAGUCAUUCUAUUUUGAUUCCAUGUCAGUUCUCAGUAAACUGAACCAUUUAUAUACUGUUUGCUCACGAUAAAUAGAACAAGAGUGGAAACAUCUUCUGACAAGAAGUAAUUCAGUAUUCGUAAAUGUGCCACGUUUUUUGACAAUAUUUGUUUUUUUCAGUCAUUUAUGUUUCUUUUUCAGAAUUUCUUUUGAAAUAAUGCUCGUACUGUAAGGUUUCACAUCAGGUUUUUGUCAGCUACCGCUUCUGUUAUUUCGUCCCCAGCUCUGUUUUUUUCUUUUUACGGAUGUGACACAGAAAUAUAACCGCUAACACAGAGCACGACAGCUUUGACAUAUGGGAGUAUUUGGACUGCGUCACGCACAAUCCUACAGUAAUCAGAAGAGUGAGGAGCCACAACAACAGUGUGUGAAAUCCUGUUGAGGCAUUACUCCUCAGGCUUCCACUUGUGCCACAGCAGUGCCAAAAAGACAAAUGGUCUAUUGUGUCGGGAUGCAUUGUGGGUGAUAAGUUGAAGAGAUUUUGGAACUGUUGGACAAAUGUUUUCGUUCUCCAAUACACAUUCCUCUUUUGUUUCUUGUCUCUGUUAUGGAGUGAUUUUCACUGUGUUGCUAUGGUUACUCAUUGUAAUUGUUGCACAUUGUGAUCCUUUGCCAAAAGUGUUACGGCUUUCACUGUUAACCACCACACAGAAACACACACAGGAACACACACACACACACAAACACUCCAGCUUGUAGACUAACCAGGCUCGGUUGGAGUGCCUGGACCUUGACUGGUUUUUUUGAUAGUUGCUACGAAGCUUUCCGGUCUUCUGUAUAUAUUUUCCGCAUGGCCGUACCAAAGCAGGUUUGAGGAACACGAAACCAUUCGAAUGAAGCCGAACGCGGUGGUGACUUUUGUACGAAUCCAAAAAAUGCCAGUGCAUGUAGCAAAAACGCUUCAAAUCUGCUCGCACCAUUACGAAUCACCGGAUAUCUAUUUUUUGGUUCUCGGAGUGUCGUAAUACAUGAAGCGCUGUUGCUACUUUGAUAGACAUACUGUGUGAAGUAAAAGGCUUAUGUUGCACACUUGCAUGCAUUGAAACUAUCCAGUUUUCUAAUAUUUUGUAUUCAGUAACCUGCAGUAUACAGUAUGUAUAUAAAAGUAGCAGCAACUUGGCUUAUCGGUUAUUAUUAUUGUCGGAUCCAUGUUUCGAUGGACAUUUAUAUCCGAGACAUUGAUUUCAAGAAGGAGCAGUUCUUGCCCACUACCUCUAGUGAUCAGCAAGAUAAUUUAGAGGAAUCAAGAGAUUUAUUCACCUUAUUCCUACUUCCCUGUGAAUUAUUAGGGGAACAAAUUCAGGUUAUUUCUCCCCCGAACUGGUGUCUUUGUCAGCAAAUCUUUCACUUCUUAGAGAUUUUGAGGAAAUUUAUGAUGUAACCUGUCACUUAUUAUUGCUAAUUUUGGGUCAUUUAUUUGCUUUCUGAGAGUGAAAUGAGGAGAUCAGUGCUGUGUGGGAUAGGUGCACUUAAUACUGAUUACUUUAUACUGUAUAACAGCCUUUUUUUGUUUUUGCAUUUUGUGUUUGUGUGGAUUAAGCUGAUACAAUUGAACGUGUUAUUUAAUGAUUGUUAGAGGCGCUACAAGGUGGAUUUUGUUACCUUUAGGCAGAGCUGGAUUAGUAAUUUCCACUCCACUAAAACAAAUGAUUUAGCUGGCUGCUAGUGGUUUUGUAUUAAGUGUACAGAUGUUAAAGACAGAAAUGAAAACGGUGUCGAUCUCUCUUCUCAGGUUUCAGCAAGACGGCAAAUAAUCCGGUUCGGUUCAUUUUAGUGAACAAUAGCAUUCAAAGAUAAGCGGCAAAUUAAUCCAAAAAACAGAACCUUGGACCUGUUGACAAUUUGACUCUAAUUGACGCUAUAUAAAUGAAAUUGAAAUUGAAAUUGAAUUGAAAUUGAAAUUUUAGAGGAAAGAGUGCACCGAGUGCUUACCUUUACUCUGUGAUUGGGAUGGUCUCUUCCAGGAUUGGUUAGAGCACGACUGAUCACUGAAUAGUUUGAUGAAAAGAAUGUGAAUCACAUGCUAUGGUCUUUAUAUCUCAACACCUAUUGGAGAUUUUGGACCAGUGUGUUGGGCAGAGAUCUCCACCACCAAUAUCAAAACACCAAAUGAAGGAAAAAUAUUUUUGAAGAGUCAUGUUCAUCCCUCUAGCAGACUUCUGGGACUUAGACAAUCUGCCAAGAACCUGUUCUGGUGGCUUGAAGACACGAUAUGUUCCUUUAAAUUAUCACCUGUCUGUAGGUACAGUUACAUGUAGAUAGAAGUUCAAAAUACCAAAAGAAAAGCUAUAAUUGGAUCUGUUUGUCCUGAACAGCGACGUUGUUUAGCAUCUUUCAGCAGUUUUCCAUUGGGGUAUCUUUUUUUUUCUGUUACACUGUUUGAACCAAGGGCUGCACAGUAGAGUAGUGGUUAGCACUUUUGCCUUGCAGCAAGAAGAUCCCCGGUUCAAAUCCCAGCCUGGGAUCUUUCUGCAUGGAGUUUACAUGUUCUCCCUGUGCAUGCGUGGGUUUUCUCCGGGUACUCCGGCUUCCUCCCACAGUCCAAAAAUAUGCAGAGGUUAAUUGGUUACUCUAAAUUGCCCGUAGGUGUGAGUGCGAGUGUGAUUGUUUGUCUGUAUAUGUAGCCCUGCGACAGACUGGUGACCUGUCCAGGGUGUCCCCUGCCUUCGCCCGAGUCAGCUGGGAUAGGCUCCAGCACCCCUAGUGAGGAUAAAGCGAUGUAUAGAGAAUGGAUGGAUGGAUGUUUGAACUGAUGUAGCAAACUGUUAAAAGCAUAUUUCACAGUAGUUAAGCUUUUUCUCAGUGGCCUCAGAUAGCAAUAAAUUAACUUGUAGUUAGCCAAGCGAUGUUAUGAUAUGAGAUAUACAAGAUGGUACUGCAGCUUUUUUAGUAGAACAUGUUGAUUUUUUUUUUACUCUGUAAGCAUCAGAAGUUGGUAAUUGCUUCACUGUCUUUUGGAAGCAACUAAAUGAACAAAACAGCUGAAUCUGUCAAGUAAAGUCGGGUAUUUUUAUUUUACUAUUCUUUGAGGGGCUUUACAAGCUGUCCAGCAUCCAUCACCCUCUCUUUAGGAGGUAAAAUUCCUUACAAACUUUGUAACGGGAAAAUCAGAGACAUGUAGUAAAGCUGCAUAUGAAUUCUGGGUAUCAUCAUCUGGGAGAAUGUCCAGCAUCUCCUCGGUGCUACCAAAGAGACAAAGUGACCUCCUCUUCAGUAUGGAGUUCUGGAAAGAGGACAAACUACACUGACAUGAAACCAUACAGGAUAAAAGAAAGAAUACAGCACAGAGAAGCCUGAGUGAAAAGAAGAAUCUACUGUACUGCUACCUGAGGCCACUUCUUAAGGUCGUCCAUUCAUUUUUCCCUUUUUUUAUGCAUUAAUGUAUAGAUUAUUAGUUUCCCCCCAAAUCUCUAAGAAAAGAGAAGACACCUGCUGCGUCUAAAUCCUCAGAUGCGAAUUAGUUUCCUUUGUAACACACACAAGGCAUCAUGGAAGUAGGAAUGAAAUGGAUAGACAAAUCUGAAAUUAUGUGGGCUGAAAAGUAAUUCUGUUUUGUCGGUUUUCAUUUAUCGGUUGUAGACAGAGCGACUGCUUGUGUGCUGAUCUUAUAGCCUCGUCAACUCGCGUACUGCUGCAUGUGUCUAAAUAGAUGGGAGUUGCAGAGAGAGUCCACCAGGUAUCACGUCUAUCUCAAUGACAACAUCACGUAGACUGUAUCGAAUCUGACACACUGACAUUUUUUUCUGAGAUCGAGUCUUGUCCACUCAAGGAAUGAGCUUGUGAUUCUUCUUGUAUUUUUCUGCUGAUGUUUAUUAACUGGAGACUGGAAUACCUACUGCAUGGUGACUCUUCUAGAAGAUGCUACCGUCUUUAUAACAAGUAUCUUUUAUCAGUAUUUUAUAACCUUGUUAAUUUUAUAUAUCCACUCUACCUUGCGUUCCCAACUGGUAUGUUUACUUAUAGCUAGGUAUCAGAGAGCCGUGCUAUAUGUUCUGUACUGUGUGCUUGUCUGUAUGUUCUUUUCGGCGUGAGCUUUACUUUUUCUUUUUCAAGGCGUGUUCGUUGGAUUUGGUUCUCGGUUACACUGUGGUUAUUUUAUAGCUACGAUCUGAAAUUAUUAUUUUUCUUUUGUAUUUAAUGUCAACUUGUGGCAUGACUUUGAAAUAAAACAGGAAAAUCUA
Molecule: messenger RNA, 12616 nt
Organism: Acanthochromis polyacanthus (spiny chromis)
Lineage: Eukaryota; Metazoa; Chordata; Actinopteri; Pomacentridae
Gene: capn5b
Product: calpain 5b
Exons: 13
Coding region: 219-2147 (642 amino acids)
Biological process (GO): proteolysis
Cellular component (GO): cytoplasm
Molecular function (GO): calcium-dependent cysteine-type endopeptidase activity
Source: RefSeq, a predicted model, not a curated record